Molecule: messenger RNA, 3342 nt
Organism: Fusarium falciforme
Lineage: Eukaryota; Fungi; Ascomycota; Sordariomycetes; Hypocreales; Nectriaceae
Exons: 3
Coding region: 1-3342 (1113 amino acids)
Biological process (GO): intracellular calcium ion homeostasis; calcium ion transmembrane transport
Cellular component (GO): endomembrane system; membrane
Molecular function (GO): calcium:proton antiporter activity
Source: RefSeq, a predicted model, not a curated record
AUGGAUCCCUCGAGGCGAGAAAGCUCGUCAGCUGCGCGCCCAGGCGACUCGUCUGGUGCGACGUCUCCGGCAGACACGCGCAAUCCUCCUACUCGAACCGAGUCUACAACUCGUGCUGAGGACGACGGCUUGUCCGAGAGCUUCCAGUCCACUGACACAAUGCGACGGAGGCCUGAGGGUUAUGGUUCGAUAAGCGGACCGGCUGCCUCCAGCUCUAAUCUUCAACCUGCCGAAUCAUCCCAAGAACGCACAUCAUCUCGACCCUCUCAAUCAUCGCGUGCCUCCAAGGGCCCUGAACGAGUGCGAUCCGUCACCCGACUUCGAAAGCCCCCUAUGCCUCGACGCCCAUCCUCGACGCCCCAUCGCGGCGGCGUCUACUCUGUUGACGACGAGGCGCACGAGGUCGAGGCCGACGCUGCUGAGCGCCAGCAGACAUACCGUCGCAGACCACAGCUCCCGACCCAGCUAUCCCGCGUCCAAUCGCGCCAAGACGACAACGAUGAUAACGACGAUGAUAUCAAUGAAGAUACCGAAGAUCCCUCCGAUAGCGCCGCCGACAACGAAGAACCUCAUGCAGAAGAGCUUGACCUAGAAGACCAUGUUGACUGCGAGUCUGAUGGCGAGGUUAGCGAGGCCGAAAGCUUCACCCUCAAGGAUCGACAGCAGGCCAUCAACCAGACCCAUCCUUUCGGUAUCCGUGUAUGGAAGCCUGCGCUGUACAAGAAGGAUCGUUCGAUCCAAAAGUUUGCUCAGGCUGAUAUUCACUCGGCUCCGGGUGGCAGAGUGAGCAACUGGCUCCUUGCUUUCAACCUGUUCUGGACUCUCCUGUUCGGUUGGUGGAUGGCCUCUCUGGCAGCUCUGGGCGCCAUAACCUGUCUGCUUUUCUCUGCCGCUCCUAGUGGGAGAGAGUAUGGAAGAGUCCUCUGGGGUCUUGCAGGAUACCUGUUUUACCCCUUUGGCAAGUUUGUGCGUCUGGAGAAGGACGAGGCCUACAUGGACGAGGAUCAAGAUGAAGGCCGCAGCAUUUCAGAGUACGAGCAAUGGCAGAGCGGAGACCUCGAGUACGGACGACUCUUUUUCGGACCUGAUCGUAAUCGCUCGAUUAUAGGGCGCUCGAGGAGAAGCAUUGAUUCUGAGCCCAGUGAGACUGAGAGCCUACUCGGCCGCGGUCGACGCGGUGAGAGUUCUGAGCUGCCUCCCCGAAUCAAGCGGAGACUAUUUGGUCGUGGUCAGUGGAACAUUGGUCGAGUUAUCUUCUUCGUCUUCUUCUACUGUCUGAUCUCGCCCUCGCUCAUCAUCGUGUCUGGCAUCUGUUGGUUCUUGGUGUUUUGGAUUCCCAUGGGUAAGGCGACAUUCCUGCUCUUCGACCACCUACGACGACACCCUCUGGCAUUAUCCUUUGAGACGGACAUUAGAUAUGUGCGGUCUGAUGAUGCCACCGCGUCUUCGAUCUUGCUUUGCACCUACCGUGCUGUGGGCUCCAGAUACUGGAAGUAUACGGUCGACGGAACCAACAUCUUCCUUAUCAACCUCAUGGUGGUGGUUGGCUUCGUUAUUCUCGACUGGCUCGUUCUCGAGGGCGUGUUCCACGUGGAGGGCUUCAUUACGUCGCCUGCCUUCUUGUUCGUUGCUGGGCUUUUGUCUAUUAUUCCUUUGGCCUACUUCAUUGGACAGGCCGUUGCCUCCAUUUCAGCCCAAUCCUCGAUGGGUGUGGGUGCUGCUAUCAACGCCUUCUUCGCAACUGUGGUCGAGGUAUUCCUGUACUGUGUUGCCCUGACCCAAGGCAAGGGCCAACUUGUCGAGGGAAGUAUCGUGGGCAGUAUCUUUGCCGGUAUCCUGUUCCUGCCUGGUAUCUCGAUGUGCUUUGGUGCCCUCAAGCGAAAGACGCAACGAUUCAACGCCCGGUCUGCCGGUGUUACGUCUACUAUGUUGUUGUUUGCCGUGGUUGGUGCUUUUGGCCCUACUCUGUUCUACCAGAUCUACGGAACUCACGAGCUUAACUGCACUGAAUGUGAGGACUACGGCUCUGGGGAUAGCGGCCGAGACUGUCGCCGUUGCUACUUUUCGCAGGCUCCUUCGCUCAGCGACAGGUUCUAUCUUGAGGCAGUUCGCCCUUACUGCUACAUGGCUGCUGCCAUGCUGUUCUUCUCGUACCUCAUUGGUCUCUGGUUCACUCUUCGAACGCACGCUGCUGUUAUUUGGAACGCCGAGAUUGACGAGAAGCGACACGAGGAGCACAUGCAUUCAAUGCAUUCAUCCAGCGUUCGACCUUCUCAGGCUCAUGCUCCGGCCGUUGCCGAUGCCAGUGGAAACGAUGUUCGCGAUUCUCACCUCUACAAGCGUAUCCUGGGCCAGUCAUUGAAGCAGUCUGGUCUACCUGAGGAACUGUCUCGUCAGGGUUCUACUGCCACACAGGUACUGUCUACUUCCAACGGUUCUACCUCGACUCCACACGUUGUCCCCCCGAAGUCCAGCGGCGGCGAGCCUGCUCGAUCCGCCCUUCACGUUCCUGGUCUCAGCGAUGCCGACAAUAAGCUCCUUGCCCGCGAGGUGGCUGAGAUUGCCGCGACUGCUGCCACUAUUGCCUCCCGUGAGCGCAUCUCGAGAAGGCCAUCUGCUCUUCCUGUAGCCCACGCUGCAGGCUCUCGUCCCCAGGCUGCCACGCGUCCACCUCACCAUGAGGCCGAGACAGAGCCCCCUGCCACUGAAGCUCAUGCCAGUCAUGGCCACGAUGCCCCCAACUGGAGUCGUACCAAGAGUUCCGUGAUCCUCCUCGGAGCUACUGUUUUGUACGCUAUCAUUGCUGAGAUUUUGGUUGAUACCGUGGAUGUUGUCCUGGAGAGCUUUUCGAUUGAUCAAAAGUUCCUUGGUAUUACCCUGUUUGCUCUUGUACCCAACACGACUGAGUUCUUGAACGCCAUCUCGUUCGCUAUGAACGGAAACAUCGCCUUGUCCAUGGAAAUUGGUUCAGCCUACGCUCUGCAAGUCUGCCUGCUUCAGAUCCCCGCACUCGUCUUUUACUCUGCGUUCUGGCCAGGUGUUCCUGCUGGUGGUGAUCCGGCAUUGUACACCUUCUCCCUCCUGUUCCCUCAGUGGGAUAUGGUGACGGUUAUCCUGUGCGUGUUCUUGUUGAGCUACAUGUACGGAGAAGGAAAGAGCAACUACUUCAAGGGCAGCAUCCUUAUGCUGACCUAUCUUGUUGUUGUUAUCGGCUACUACUUCAGUGGCUUCACCUCUGAUGCUAUGGGUAUGCAGAGGUUCGACGUCAUGGGAGCCGAUGGUCAGUAUCAGAGUUACAAGACGAUUGGCAGGUCGACGAAUGGAAGGGCAUUUCAGGUUUGA